Ectocarpus sp. CCAP 1310/34 is the source of this 2796-nucleotide messenger RNA. Lineage: Eukaryota; Phaeophyceae; Ectocarpales; Ectocarpaceae. The record is from the annotation of a GenBank genome assembly.
AUGGGCCGCCGACGCUCUCAACCACUCGGCGACCAAGGCCAACCCCGAGCGGCGCUCGCCGCACGAGAUUUCACCGGCGAGCAGGGGCCUUUCCGCGUGCUGCCGUGCUUCCAGCCUGGCUUCAUGCGUGAGGAUCGCCGCACCAAGCUCGACGACCAGGCCACCCUCUGCUACUACCUAAACGGCGGCGACAACCACCCGAGCGGCACCGUCAAGGUCCUCAAGGCGUCCACCGGCCGUGUCGUCUACACCAACAACGUGUCGUGGGUGACGUCGGCGCCAGCCGGCGAGGGGGGUUCCGCUGGUAUCACCGCUGCGCCGACACCCCCCCCGUUCACGCCGCCGGUCGUCUCGAUCAACUUUGGCCCAGCACCGACGCCUUCGACCGCCACACCGCCACCGCCAGCGCCCACGCCGUCGCCCGCUCCCGCUCCCGCUGCCUCUUCGCCCCCUGCCGCAACGCUGCCGCCAGCGACCACGCCGCCGCCCGCUCCCACGCCUUCACAACCACCCUCUGCCAUUUCGCCGUCACCGUCGGCGACCCUCGCUCCUGGCCAGCCGUCCUUUACCUCUUCGCUGUCACCGUCGGCGACCCCAGAUCCAGACCAGCCGCCGCCGCCGCCGGACCCCGCGAUGCCCCCGCUUACGGCUCACGCCAUGCGGCAGCUUCGCCCGGGUACAAAGGCCGAGGGUAUGACAGACCCGCGGCUGCCAAGCCGUACGAGAUCGGGCACGAGGCACAGCACAGGACUCAUCUCGAUGCUAGACAGGAACACUCUGGUGUCGAUGCUGGAGGCUCGGAGCGCGGUGGAUAAGGAGCGCAGGGAGCUGGGGGGGGCGGAGGCCGGAGAGCCGGGGGGAACGGGGGCCGGAGAGCAGGCGGGAGCACUCGCAGCAGUGGACCCGGGGGCUGCAGGAGCGGGCUUUCCACUCGCAUUUGCCACGCUCCUCGCCAACCGGGAAGACAUCGACGCCACGCUGCGAGACCAGCGCCCGCCGGAGCAACGCCCUGACCUUCCGCAUUGCCAGGCCAGCGACCUUCGUGUCCCCAAGAGCUACAAAGAGGCCAUGGCGUCGGAGCACCGGCACCUGUGGAGCGACUCUAUGCAAAGGGAUUUUUUUGGCUUGUUGGAAGCAGGGACUUUUACUCCGGCGAACACAGGACUUAUCUCGAUGCUAGACAAGAAUACUCUGGUGUCGAUACUGGAGGCUCGGGGCGCGGUGGAUGAGGAGCGCAGGGAGCCGGGGGGAACGGGGGCCGGAGAGCAGGCGGGAGCACUCGCAGCAGUGGACCCGGGGGCUGCAGGAGCGGGCUUUCCACUCGCAUUUGCCACGCUCCUCGCCAACCGGGAAGACAUCGACGCCACGCUGCGAGACCAGCGCCCGCCGGAGCAACGCCCUGACCUUCCGCAUUGCCAGGCCAGCGACCUUCGUGUCCCCAAGAGCUACAAAGAGGCCAUGGCGUCGGAGCACCGGCACCUUUGGAGCGACUCUAUGCAAAGGGAGUUUUAUGGCUUGUUGGAAGCGGGGACUUUUACUCCGGCGAAGAUGUUGGCUGCUUUGGCGUGCGAGUUGAACCUCGACUUGUGUCAUUUCGAUGUUGAGCAAGCUUUUGUGCGUUCGGAGUUGGAGGAAGACGUGUACAUGCGUUUGCCGCAGGGAUGUGGAGCUCUAUCAGGAAUGAUUGUAAAACUAGGCAAGAGUCUGUAUGGCUUAAGACAGGCAUCUAGGCAGUGGCAUGCAAUGCUGAAGAGGUGUUUGGUGGCGUUAGGAUUUGAGCAGUGCAUGGCCGAUGCUUGUGUGUUUCGUUUGAUUGAGGAUGGAUGUGUUGUUUUGAUUUUGGUUGUACAUGUAGAUGACAUCUUUGCUGUUGGAGAGAGGGAGAGAUGUGAUAAGUUUGGCGCUGACCUUAACAAGUCCGUGCCAGUGAAGAACCUGGGAGAGUUGAGAUGGUAUUCUGGGUGCUUUUACGAGAGGAAUAAGGAGACCGGUAGGUUGACGAUUUCUCAGCAGACUUUCACGGAUGAGCUAGCAGCAGAGUAUGGAGUAGUGGGAGGUAAGAGCGUUCCCAUGUCUUCGGGGGUGAAGCUUUCUGACUUUGAUGCGGAUGAAGUGGCGACAGACUUUCCGUUUCGUGAACUAGUCGGAUCGUUGAUGUGGCUGGCGACUCAGACUAGGCCAGGCAUUGCGAAUGCAGUAAGGGCAGUAGCUAGGUAUUGCGCAUCUCCGAAGCUGGUACACUGGAAUGCAGCGAUGGAUAUUUUGGGCUAUGCGAGGAGGACGAGUCACUUUGGUAUUUCGUUUCAGAGAGGUACGGUAGAGGGAUUCAGCUUGCAGGGAUACGCUGAUGCGGACUUUGCAAGCAAGGCAGCAGACCGUAGGUCGGUAUCAGGGGGGAUCGUGACGUGUGGAGGAGGCGCUGUGUCUUGGUUUUCCAGAACGCAAAAAUGCGUCACGCUUUCGACGACAGAAGCAGAGUACGUCGCGCUAGGCNUAAUGAAGGAGAUCUUGUUUUUGAGGCAGAUUUGGCGUUUCAUGUUGCCGCAGGUCGGCAUGCCGUGCAUCCCAGUCUUCGACGACAACCAGGGGGCGAUUCAACUAGCGCAGAACCCCAUCUCAAACUCGAACUCGAAGCACAUAGAUGUAAGGCACCAUUUUCUCAGGGAACUGGUAGAGAGGAAGAAAAUUUCGGUGAUCCACGUGCCGUCGCCAUACCAGCGUGCAGAUUUUCUUACGAAGAGCUUGCCGGAGGACACUUUCGAGUCUCACCGUGAUUUUGUGAUGAAUUUGGCAUGA